Esox lucius (northern pike) is the source of this 13058-nucleotide messenger RNA. RefSeq names its product spectrin, beta, non-erythrocytic 5 (gene sptbn5). Gene Ontology annotation, molecular function: actin filament binding; phospholipid binding. Gene Ontology annotation, biological process: actin cytoskeleton organization. Bases 547 to 12753 code for a protein of 4068 amino acids. Lineage: Eukaryota; Metazoa; Chordata; Actinopteri; Esociformes; Esocidae. Gene Ontology annotation, cellular component: cell projection; cell junction; plasma membrane. The record is from RefSeq and is a predicted model, not a curated record. The transcript is spliced from 72 exons.
CAGUAUGGAGAACGUGCUUUGGAAAUGGACUAACUGCAGUUGUACAGUAGAGGAGUUUAUUUUCGGUUCACAAAAAUUGAGCAAAAUUUGUUGGUGUGCCAAAACAUAACAGAAACGUUAUUUCCACACACUCAUUUAUUACACCUGAUUUCAAAGGUUAACUCACAGGUUGGAUCACUUACUCUAAAUAACACAAAUACUUUAUGCUUGAUUGUUAUAUUUUUAUUGGACUUAAUCUUUAGAUCUUUUAGAAUCCUAAUUCACUUCCUCAUUUCUGUACUGUCAGUAGCGUAUUCAGCAUGCCACUCUGUGUGUUGUAAUGCUAGCCCAUACUUUACCCUUUGCUCCUUGCCUCCUAUAUGCAGUCAGGUGAGACAAGUGUUCAUGCUAUAAAUCCCUUACUCCAAUGACUUCAAAGUUCACUUCUGCAUUCCACCUAAAAAGUGUGAGAAGGGUAGAUGAGAAUCUCUGAGACUGAUUCAAAUGGUGUUUCAUUAUCUAAAUUGAUCAGACAUUUUAAAAGGAAGAGGUGAUCUGACUGUCAGGAUGGAUGGGGCCGAGUUUGAGACGGGCCGUAUCCAGGUGCUACAGGAACAGCGUAUGGCUGUCCAGAAAAAGACCUACACCAAAUGGAUGAACAGUGUCUUCACCAAAAAUGGGGAGAAGCUGUCCCUGACUGAUGUGUACACAGAGCUGAAGACAGGGGUCCCUCUGGUCCGACUGUUAGAGCUCAUCUCCAGGGAGAAGCUACCCACUCCCAGCCGGCGCACCCUCAGGGUUCAUUGCCUGGAGAACAACAGCAUCGCCAUCAACUUCCUCAAGACUAAGAUUCGUGUGGAUCUGAUUGCCCCGGAGAAUGUGGUGGAUGGAGACCGAACCCUGAUCCUGGGCCUUCUGUGGAUCAUCAUCUUACGCUUCCAGAUCGGUGCCAUCAAUCUUGAUGAGACAGGAGGUGCCAGCAGUGCCCGUCGUUCUGCCAGGGAGGCUCUUCUGAUCUGGUGUCAGCGUAAGACAGCAGGAUACUCCAAUGUCAAUGUUCAGGACUUCUCAGGCAGCUGGAGGAAUGGGCUGGCGUUCAAUGCUCUCAUCCAUGCCCACCGGCCUGACCUGUUUGAUUAUAACCGACUUCGUGAGGAGGACUCGAAGAGGAACCUGGGCCAUGCCUUCUCUCUAGCCGAGAACGAGUUUGGCAUCCUCCAGCUGCUGGACGUGGAGGACAUUGACGUGAAACACCCAGAUGAGAAGUCUGUCAUGACCUACGUGUCUCUCUACUACCACUACUUCUCUAAGCUGAAACAGGGACAGACCAUUCAGAAGAGACUGACCAAGAUCGUGGGACUCCUGAAGGAGCUAGACGACCAGAAGAACCAGUAUGAGAACUUGGUGUCUGACCUGCUGCAGUGGAUCAAGACCAAAGUGGUCCAGCUCAAUGACCGCUCCUUCCCCAACUCCCUGAGGGACAUGCAGCAGCUGGUGGCCUCCUUCAAGACCUACCGAACUGUGGAGAAGCCCCCUAAGUACCAGGAGCGGGGGGCCAUUGAGGAAAACUUCUUCAGCCUCCGCACCAAGCUCCGGGCCAAUAACCAGUGGGCCUAUGUGCCUCCGGAAGGGAAGACCCUGGGGGACAUAGAGAAAAACUGGGCCAUAUUGGAGCGCGCAGAGCAUGAGAGAGAGAAUGCCCUCCAGAGGGCACUGUUCAGGCUAGAGCAACUGGAGCAGCUAGCCCAGAAAUUUAGCAGGAAGGCUGGACUGAGGGAGGGCUACCUAGAGGACACUGCCCAGCUGAUCAGCAGACAGGACAUGAGGGGAUUAAAAAGCCUGGAGGAGGCCCAGGCAGCAGCCCGGAGACUGGAGGCCCUAGGGACAGACACCCUGGCCAGAGAGCCUCGCUUCAGAGCCCUCAGCGAGAUGGCAAUGGUCAUCGAGAAAGGAAACUACCACAGCAAGGCCCAAGUGGUCCGGAGAGAGGUGAGCAUUGCAAAGCGCUGGAGAGAUGUUCUGGUCCAGUUGGAGCAGAAGAGAGAGCAGCUGGGGGACAUUGUGAAUACACUGAGUGUCCUCAGGGACAUCGAACUGGUUGCCCAGGAGCUCAGAGAUCUACAGGUUUUAGCAGGGUCCUCUGAUGUUGGGAAGCAGCUCCCAGAGGUAGUGGCUCUGCUCCAGAAGCAGGACCUGCUGGAGACCCAGAUCUCUGCUCACGGAGAGACUCUGAGUGCCAUCAGUACCGGUGCCUUAAAUGGGACACAGAGAGACACACUGCAGAUCCAGACCAGAGUCAAGUCGCUCAAUGCUCAAUACAACUCUUUAGUAGCCCUUAGUAAGAACAGGAGGAAAAUGCUCGAGGGCCAGUUGAAGUUGUUUGAAUUUUUCCAAGACUGUGAGGAGGCGGAGGCGUGGAUCUACGAGAAGUGGCUUCCCCUGCAGUCUGCCAGUCUUGGCAGAGAUCUCAGCCAGAUCCAGCUGGCCUUUCAGAAGCACAAGGUUCUUGAAGCCGAGGUGCAGUCCCAUGAGUCUCUCUGCUCUGGGGUUUUGAGUAGAGGUCAGGAGAUGUGCAGAGGGAGACACCCCAGUGAGAAGGACAUCCAGAAGUCAGUCCGGACUCUGAAAAAGCAGUGGGAGCACCUGAAGGACGAAGUGGCCAAUCACAAAAAAAGACUCCAUGCAGCCACUGUCAUCAAGCAGUACUUUGCUGAUGUGACGGAGGCCAACUCCUGGCUGAGUGACAGGAAGCCUCUUCUGAUCAGCGAGGAUUAUGGGAAGGACGAGUCGUCCACCAGUGCCCUGCUGCAGCGCCACCUACGGCUGGAAAAGGAGAUGGGAGCAUACGCUGUUGAGGUGAAACGUCUGGGAGAACAGGCCAAAGGAGCUGCCACGCUGGCCCCGGUCACAGCGGAACCCCAGCAAAAUAAGAUGGUCCAGUACAGUAAUUCCUCUGAGGAAGAGGGGGGAGGGACCUCGCCUGUGGGAGUGUCCUUGUCCAGCGGAGCAGGGGCCAAUCAGACAUCUACCCAGAUCCAUUCACAGGAGGCCAAGGCCAAGAUCAGGUUUAAAUACACACGAGGUGUGACGGCGUGGGACAGUGGGGAAAUUGUAACUAUUCUCAACAGAGACAAUGAGGAUAAGUUUCUUGUGAGGGACAGCAAAGGAAACGAACAGCUGGUGCCAACCACGUAUCUCGCAGAGCUGCCAGCAUCUACGACAACGCCCUCUUUGCCACUUCCCAAACUAUCAACCAAUGAGAUUGCUGAGAGCCCCUCCAAGAGGGUGAACCGUGCACGUCGUAGACGAUCCAUGCGGCGGGGGACGGCUGAGAUCCAGUUCUCAGGAGUUCUUGAUCCACAUUACCAGAGGGACACCAUAGAGAACACCCAGAGCAGUCUGGACCGGGACUUCAACAGUCUGACCAACCUGGCCAAGUCCAGGAGGAUGAAUCUGGAAGAGACGGUCAGGCUGCACCGAUUCUACAACACCUGUGAGGAGUUUGAGUCCUGGAUGGAGGACAAGGAGAACAUCCUCAACACCUUCACUCCUAACUCGGACAAUGUGGGAGUGGUGCAGGCCAAAUAUGAGAACUUUCUGACAGAGCUGGCGAGUGGGAAGGGCCAGCUUGAUGACAUCACCCGACUGGGGGAGGAACUAGUCAAGAGCAGACACAGCAAACACAGGGAGAUACAAGCCAAGCAAGGACAAGUCACCCGCAGGUGGGAGCGCAUGCAGAAACUAAAAGACGAGAAGGGUCAUGAGCUGCUGAGCACAGCUGACGUGCGGUCCUUCCUCCAGAGCUGCGAGGAGGCGCGGGCCCAGCUUAUGGAGCAGCUGAGUCAGCUAGACACAGUGGACGGUGUGGCCUGUACCCGCGUGGCCCUUAAUGCAGAGGAGAGGGCCCUGGCUCAGUCACUGAGGGAAAUACACGCCCUGGAGAGGAAAAUCGCAUACCUCAAGAGCGUGGCUAACAUGAAGCAGGACUGCAGCCCUGCAGAGGCUGCGGCCAUCAUGGAGGAGGUGUGCGGCCUGGAGGCUCUGCUGCAGCAGUUGAGGAGCCAGGCGUCGGAGAGACAGAGGCUCCUGGAGGAGGCCAAGCGGCUGCAGCUGUUCCAGCAGGAGACCAGGGACUUGCUGCUCUGGGCCGAGGCCGUCCAGGGCCGUCUGCUCGAGGACAACACGGCUUCAGAUGUGGCCUCUGCUCAGGCCCUGCUGAAAGACCACCAGGAUCUCAGGCUGGAGAUACACGGCCAGAGGGAGAGAUAUCGGAUGAUGAAUUCAAUGCAACUGUUUCUCAGGGUGAAAGACAUGGAGAAACUUGGAAAGUCUCUUGAGGAUCAGUCAAGUGGAAACCGAGGUGUGAAGGACAUCCAUCAGACAUUGGGAAAGCUGAACCAGGAGUGGACUAAGCUUGACAGACUGUGGGGCAGUAGAAACAGGACACUGGAGCAAGGUGUGGAACUUCAGAAACUGAACCAGGAGGCUGACCGCAUUGAAGCUGCUCUGUCUGGGCAUGAGGCCAGGCUGAAGGUCAAAGACCUUGGGGACUCGGUAGACAGUGUCCGUAGUCUGCUGGUCCGACAGGAGGAAGUGGAGGACCUGCUGAAAGCACUGGACCAACACAUCAGUCUCUUCCAAGACAAGAGCAAAGAGCUCGUCAACAAACAACACUUUGCUGCCAAACAAAUACAGGAGAGAUCACAUGUUGUUCAAGAGCGCAAUAAGAAGCUUGGAGAGAUAUGCAAACAGAGAAGGGCCCUCCUGCUUGAUUCCCAGAACUAUCAGGAAUUCCUCAGAGAUGCUGAGGAAAUGUUGUUGUGGAUGGAAGAGAAAUUCAAGAUAGCUGAAGACGAGUCAUACCGUGACCCUACCAACAUCCUCCGCAAGCUUAAGAGACAUGAAGCGGCAGAGAAAGAGAUGCAAGCUAACCAAGUGUGGCUGGACCGACUAACAAAGUCAGGGGAGAAAAUGCUGUUGGAGGAGCACUGUGAGAGCCAGAGCAUCAGACGGAAGUCCACCCAGGUUAACAGUCGCUGGAUUAGGUUACAGAGGAAGAUGGCUGAGAGAGGAGAUAAGCUGAGACAAGCUGGACAGCAGGAACAACUCAUGGAACUGCUACAGGAUGCCAAGUUGAAAAUUGAGGCCAUUCAGAGGAUGCUUCAGAAUGCAGCCAAAGGUCAUGACCUUCGCUCCAGUCGCCAGCUGUUGAAGGAGCACCAGCAACUGGAGACGGAGGCCCAGGAACUGGCUGACAAGAUCAACACCAUCGUGACCCGUGCCAAGGACCUGGCCACCAACCACUUUGACUCCCAGAAGAUCCUUCGGGAGACAGACACCUACAUGAAGCUUUUCAAGUCGCUACAGAAGCCUCUUGAUCAUCGCAGGGCCCAGCUGGAGGCAUCAGUUGCUCUGUUUGGCUUCUAUCACGACGUAGACCUGGAACUCUCCUGGAUCACAGAACACAACCCAUCCACUAGCUCCACACACUAUGACAAAUCCCUGGCCGGGGCAAUCAACCUCAUGCAGAAACACAAGGAGCUUCAGGCAGAAGUGAACGGUCACUCUAAACACUUGAACCGGGUCCUAGAGAAGGGGCGGAGCCUGGGGAGGUCCAGCCAAUACGACGGAGAAGACGUUCAGCAGAGGAGCACCCAUCUGGCCACUGAGUGGCAGGAGCUGCAGGCGGCGUGUGAGAAGAGGGCGGUCCAUCUAAACAGGGCCAUCACUAGAGAACAGAUCUUGCUUGACUGUGCAGAGCUUGAUGCACGCCUCUCUGAGACUAUAGCCUUGGUCAGCACUGAUGAGUUUGGCAAGAACAUCCUAGCUACCCAGAGUCUUAUCAAGCAACACCAGGCGUUGGAGGGAAAGCUGGAUGUGUUAGAGGCCCAGGUGGAGGAGCUGGGUGACAGUGUGGAGUCAGCCGUCUGCGAGUGGAACCUGGAUGAAGUCAAGCGGCCCUUCAGUCGCGUCAGCAGUCAGAUGAACCAGCUGCAACACCAAGUAAAAAUCAGGGGCCAGAAGCUGAGGGAGGCUCUCCCCUUCCACGAGUUCAGACGAGAGUCGUCAGAGUUGGACGAGUGGAUCACUCAGCAGAAACAGAUUGCCUCCUCGGAGGAAUACGGAAAUGACUAUGAACAUGUGCUGCUACUGAGCGGUAAAUUUGAGAUCUUCCUGAAGCAGUUGGAGGUUGGUUUUGAUAGAAUGCGGAGCUGUGAGGAACUUGCUGAUAGGCUCAUUCAACAUAAGCAUCCUCAGAGUUCCACCAUCAGGGACACCCAAAGUCAUCUCAGGGUCUCAUAUAAUGAACUGCAGGACUUGGCCAAAGAGCGCAAAGACCGCUUACUCAAAGCAGAGGAAUGUCACAAGUUGUACAGAGAUCUUACCAGUGCCUUAGGACAUAUUGAGGAGAGGUACAAGAGCAUUCCUGAUGAAAUUGCCAAGGACCUGCGAGGGGUGCUGUCUCAGCUUCGUAAACAUGAGGCCCUGGUCCAUGAGCUAGCAGGGACAGAGCAGCAGCUCCAGGAGCUGCUGGAUGGGGCAGACUCCACCUUGGACCUUUGCACCCCGGAGAUGAGGGUUCUACUGCAGAAGCAGCAACAGGAGGUGGUGGAGCACUGGGAGAAGCUGCGCCUCUACAUGGACCAGAGGGAGGAAGAACUCAAAGGGACACGCCAGCGUUACCUCUUCCUAAACAUGGUCCAGGACUACUCUCUGUGGUGCGCCCAGGUGCUGAGUGGGAUGAUGGCGGAGGAGUCCAUUAGGGAUGUUGCCACUUGUGACCUCCAACUGGCCCAGCACCAGCAGCUGUGGGCUGAGAUUGUGGCCCGGGAGGAAGCCUACGACCAGGUGGUGGACAUGGGGAAGGAGCUCAAGGAGCAGGACAGACACAAUGCCAGAGAGGUCCAGGACAGGCUGAUUGGUCUGCAGGAAGUGAGAGAUGAGCUGCAUGGAAACUGGAAGAGGAAACAGAGGGAUCUUGAGGGGACCCACCUGGAACAGGUCUUCUACAGGGACACAGAGAGCAUGGAGAAGAUCACCAACUCACAAGAGAUCCUUCUGAAGAACAGUGAUCUGGGGACUACAGUUGACGAGACAGAGGGACUCAUAAAACGACAUGAAGCCUUUGAGAAACUUCUCAGCACUCAAGAAGACAAGAUAUCAUCGCUAAAGGACCUUGCAGAGAGGCUGAAGAAGGAAGACUUUGGUCGUGAGAAAUCCAAUCGCAUCCACAGCAAGCUGAAGGCCCUCCUGGAGAGACGAAGCAGGAUUAAAGGGUUGUCAAUGAAACGCAGAGAGGAACUGACCAUCUCCAGGCUGCUCUGCAUCUUCAACCGCAAUGCUGCCGAGGCUGAGGAGUGGGUGUCAGAGCGCAUGCUGAAGAUACAGGAGGACUCCAAGGUGGACCUGAGUAACCUGCAGACCAAGAUGAAGCUGCUCCAGAAACAUCAAGUCUUCGAAGCAGAGAUUCUGGCCCAUAGCAAAAUCAUUGACUCUGUUCAGAUGGCUGGUGAGGAGCUGGUGUCUUUACGCCAUCCUAAGUCCCACGAAGUUCGCUGUAGUGCUGCAGCUCUUCAGAAACACUGGGAGGAGCUGAAGCUGGCCGUGGCUGCGAGAGGGAAAGUUCUGGAAGACAACAGAGACUUCCUGGAGUUUCUGCAGAAGGUGGACCAGGUGGAAGUCUGGAUCAGACAGAAGGAGGUGAUGAUAAACAUAGGGGAUGUUGGCACUGACUAUGAACAUGGCCUCCAGCUGCUGAAGAAACUCAAUGAAUUCAGAGCAUCAGGUUCUGGGGAAGUCACAGUGGAUGAGGCUCACAUCAAGGCCAUCAACAACCUGGCUGCUCGGCUGGAGAGACAGAACGGUGACGAUUUGGCCACGGUGAAACAGCGCAGGCAACAGCUCAAUGAUAGAUGGAGCAAUUUCCAUGGUAACCUUAGCAGCUAUAAGAAGAAGCUGGAAGCUGCCCUUGUGGUUCACUCUCUCAUCAGAGAACUGGAUGAAGUCUGGGAGAGAGCCAAUGAGAAGAUACAACUGCUGCAAGGACAGGACUGUGGCUGGGAUGUGGAGAGUGUGGAGAAUCUAAUAAGACGCCAUGAGGAGACUGAACGUGAGGCUGGAGUCAUACAGCAAAGGGGCAAGGCACUUGACAAGGAUGCUGCUAACCGCCUGAGAGCUCAACCAGCAAUGGCUGACAAACUAAGCAAAAAGCAGAGGGAGGUCAAAACUGCCCUACUCAAGCUGGAGAAGGAAGUAAAACUCAGGAAGGAGAAGCUGCAGGAGGCUCACCAACUGCAGCUGUUCAAGGCUAACCAGCGCCUACUACUGGACUGGACCCUGAAGCAGAGUGAAGAGAUGGGAAAGAAAGGGCUGCCCAAGACCAAGACUGAAGCAGAGAGUCUCAUUGUUGAACAUCAGGACUGGAAGACUGAGAUUGAUGCUCGAGCGGAGCGUAUUGACUCUGUCAGGGACUUUGGCCUGGGUCUGGUACGGUCUGGACACAGCUCAUCAUCAGAUAUUAAAAAGUCCCUGACACAGCUUGAAGGGGCCAAAACAGGUCUGAGCCAGGCCUGGCAGGACAGGAAGAAGACUCUCGAUCAGGCUCUAAAACUUCAGAUAUUCUUUGGCUACAUGGAGCAGAGUGAGAGCUGGUUGAGUAACAAGGAGGCGUUUCUGGCAAAUGAAGACCUAGGGAGUUCUCUGUCUGACGUGGAGGCCCUCCAGAGGAAGCAUGCCCAGUUUGAGAACACCCUUGAUGCUCAGAUGGAGCAGGUGGAAGUGGUGGAGAGGUUUGCACAGCAGCUGAUCCAGCAAAAACACUUUGACUCAGACAACAUCAAGAGCAAGAACAAGUCUGUGCUGCUCAGAAAGGGUAAACUACUAGAAAUGAGUAAAGUUCGCCGGAAGGCUUUGGAUGAAUCUCUACAACUUCAGAAGUUCCUUUGUAGCAGUUAUGAGGUGUGCUCGUGGCUCAACGAAAGGAAUGCGGUGGCCAUGGAUGAGACCUGGAGAGACCCCAUCAACCUCCAGGCCAAACUGCUGAAACACCAGAGCUUUGAGGCUGAGAUCCUAGCCAACCGCAAGCAAGUUGACACACUUACCAAGGAGGGAGAGAGGAUGAUAGCGGCAGGUAACUCCUCUCCUGAGAAGAUCAAACUCUGGCUGAAGGAUCUAAACAAUGGCUGGGAUCAGCUCCUCAACAACUGUAAAGAGAAGAAAUGUCGUCUGCAGCAGGCCUACCAGGCUUUACAGUUCCAGCGUUCGCUGGAUGACAUAGAGGAGUGGCUUGGGUCCAUAGAAGUUGAAGUUGCCAAUGAGGACUGUGGCACUGAUCUCCCAUCCGUCAAUAGGCUGCUGAAGGCUCUACAAGACCUGGAGGAGGUGGUGGAUGGAUAUCUGGAGAGGGUCCAGGGUCUGGUGGACACAGCCAAGGACUUCAGCUCCCAGGGUAACUUCCUGGCCCAAGAGAUCCAGCAACGCGUUGGCCAAACUGUCCAUAGAUAUAACAGCUUAGCUGAGCCAAUGCAUAACCGACGGGAGACCUUGGAAUCCUGGCAGCUGUUGUUUCAGUUCUAUCGUGACAUGGAAGAUGAGCUGGUCUGGAUCCAGGACAAAACCCCCUCUGCCUCCUCCAAAGACUGGGGAACCUCCCUGCAGAGCACUCAGUCUAUCGUAAAAAAACACCAGGCUGUGAUGCAGGAGAUAGCGAGCCGUGCCCCUCUGGUGCAGGCUGUCCAGGACGCAGGUCAGAACCUGGUGAGGGGCAGACACUUCGCCUCUCAUGAGAUAAGCGAGAGGCUUGCUGAGCUCAAGGACACAUUCGAGAGCCUGAGGAGAGAGUCAGAGAGCAGGGGCCGACUGUUGCAGGAGGCUCUGAAGAUACAGACCUUCGUCUCUGAGGUGUCAGAACUUAAGCUCUGGCUGGAUGAGCAGAGACCCACGUUUGAGUCCAAAGACUUUGGUAAGAGUGAGGAAGCCACUGAGGUUCUCCUACGGAAGCUGGACUCAGGAGUCCUGGACCUGGAGAACAAGCGGCUGAAAGUGGAAUCUCUUCAGGAGACUGGGGCCAAACUGGAGCACUGUGGCCACCCCAACAGCCAUUUAGUGAGUAAGAGUCUCCCAGACGUUCUGGAGGACUAUGAGAGUCUCCUGUGUCUGUCUGCCUCGCGACGGGCAGCUCUGGAGGACCAGCUUAACCUCUAUGUGUUUGAGAGAGAGGCCAGAGAGCUACAGAACUGGCUGUGCUCCCGCAAGACCCUGGCUGGGUCAGAGGACUAUGGACAAGACCUGGAAGGUGUGGAGGUGUUGCAGAAAAAGUUUGAAGACUUUGUGGCUGAAGUGAACACAUUGGGCCAGAGUAAAUUCAGCACUGUUCAACAACUUGGACAAGAGGUGAAAUCUACUGAAGGCCAGAGACGAGUGGCAACUCUGCACAAACUAUGGGACGAACUCAUCCAGAAUGUGAAAAUUAGAGCUGAGAACCUGAAGUCUGCCUGUGAGGUACAUCAGUUUGACCAUGACGUGGAUGAGUUGAAGACUUGGAUGAGUGAAAAAGAGGUGGUAUUGGACUCUGAAGACCAUGAGCACGAUCUGCUCAGUAUCCAGGCACUCAUCAGACAACAUGAAGGACUGGAGAGAGACUUAGUGGUCAUCAAGGAGGAGGUGUCUAGGAUUAAAGAAGAGGGGUGGGGCCUAACCAGGAAGUACUCUCAGGUGCGGGUCAGUCUGAGUGAAAGACUGCAGGAAGUGGAGGCAAGCUGGGCCAGUCUGCAAGCCAAGGCCAUCCAACGCAGGAAGAGACUGGGUCAGGCCGAAGCCGUGCAGAGAUACCUCACGGAGUGGGCAGAACUCAUGGCGUGGCUGAAAGAAACCUUGUCCUUGGUGAGAGGGGAGGGUUCGGGAGGGGAGGGAACUGACUUGGAGCAGCUAAUCAAAAGACACGAAGAGUACCGCGUUCAGAUUGACAAACAGCUCAAAAGAUCACAGGCUGUGAAAGAUGAAGGCAGAUACCUUCUGGAGGAAGGCAACUUCAUGUGCCAAGAGUUGGAGGAGCGUCUUCUGGAGCUGCAGGAGUUGGAGACACGGUUGCAGGAUGUCUGGGAAGAGAGGAGAGUGUUGUACCAGGAGGAACUGGAGAUCCUACAGUUGCAGAGGGAACUGGAGCAGGCAGAGCACUGGCUUAGUACCUACGAAGCCACUCUGAAGGCAGAGGAGUAUGGGGACUCUGUGUCAGAUGUUCUAGAGUUGAUGAAAAAACAGGAGGACUUGGAGGCUAUGAUUCAAGCCCAGAGUGAGAGGUUCAAUACCUUAAAAAAGAAGAAAACCCAGAGAUUACAAGGCCUUCAUGGGGAUGACAGAGACAGCAGCUCUAGGACAAAGCUUUCCAGGGUAACCUCCCUGAAGAGGAAACCCUCCGACCCUAAGGUGCCCCGGCCGACUGCUACUAAACCUCCAAAGCCCCCAGAGUCGUUCUCCAGAACCAGCAUACAAUCAGAUCCAUCUCCGUCCAUCUCUAGUAGCCCCCCACCAAAACCUUCCUCUAGGAUCUUAACCAUCCAGAGCCCUGUCUCAGUGGCCCUCCUGGCCCCCUCUAGUUCCUCAUGCUUUGCCCCGCCGGUCAACCCUCCUCUAUCCCCUUCAUCCACUUCCAAUGUAGAGAGCAGAAUCCCCCCUCACUACCGACCUUACAGAUUGUCAGCUAUGGAAGAAGAGUUGACUCCCACAGAUACACCACCUAUCGCCCCCAAGCCGAGGCUUUCCAUCAGAGAGAAGACGUCAGCCAAGCCUGAGCGGCCGGCUGCAGAACCACCUGUAGGGUCUCCAUCACAGACCUCACCUGUCUCCGAUGUAUCCCCGCUGACCUCAUAUGUGCCGGCCCAAUCCCCAAGUGGGUCUGUACCUGUCCCCUCUGAUCCUUCUGAUGAGGAACCUACCAAAACCUCUGAGCUCCCUGCACACUCCAGAGAGGACCUCCCCCCCUCCUCCCCUCUGCUGCCGGACCAAAGGGAGCAUGAAGACCUUUCAGAGGAGUCGGCCACGCUGUCAGUCUCAACACCUGAUGUUUUAGGCCAAGUGACUGUCACAAUUGAUGGGAUGUUGGAGAUCAAAGUGAAACAAGGUGGAAACAAGGGUUUGGAGACCUGGGAUUCUGUCUAUGCGGUGCUGGAGGGGGACACCCUCAACCUGUUCAAAGACAAGCACGCUGCUACAGAGAGGUCUUCCCGGUGGCCGCCCAUCAAAAUGGUUGGAUCGGUGUGUAAGGAGAACCUACACUACAAAAGAAAGAACCAUACCUUCAAAUUAACUCUGGAGGAUGGCAGUCAGUACCUGUUCGCUGCCUCCAGUCAGGAGCAGAAGUUGAAAUGGGUAGAGGAACUUCAGAACUGUGUCAAGUCCGGGAUCUCCUCUGACUCUGAGGAUUCUGGAGAAUCCUCCAAGGACACAGUAGAUCACCAGAACUCAAAACAGGUGGACCUGAACAAUGCCUCUGAGAAUAGUCAUGGCUCCAGAGAAAGUGUUGUUUCCAAUGAAAGUUGUGAGAGCAUAAGGGGGCCACCGCCAAAACCCCCCCAUACCUACUAUGACAAACACCACUACUCUGCAGACGGGGGGCACAAUAAUCCAGGGAAUGUAAUAACCCAGGGUCUAAGUUCUCUUCAGAUGAGCACAUCCCUCACCAGCACUUCUCCUCUACCUCCACAAAGCCUAACUGACAUUGGGACCAAAGACAAGAACAAGAACAAGAGCGUCUUCAAGAAACUCUUUGGAAAGUGAUUUGGGAUCUUUCCUUUGUUGUUAGAGUGGACUCAUCAGAACAAUGAAAAUCGUGUGAACUUUCUGUUGUAAACCAUUAGCAUUGGUUUAUCAUAUGUUAGCAACAGUUGAUAUACACAUGUUCACCUUAUGUUGAUCUACUCAAGCCUUUCAAUAUUGCUCUUUUAUGCUAGUGCCUAUUUAAAUAAUAAUAUUGUUAUUAUUAUCAUAGUCACAUUAAUUUGCUCUUGUUCAUUUUACACAAUAUUUCAACAUUAAUUUUCAAAUUAGCAUUCUUAAUUGAAAUAAAAAUGCCAAUACAGAUA